UCCCCAGGGCUAGACUGAGAGCUGCCGGAGGACGGUGUAGACGCCCCGCUACAGGCGUGGGGAAGAGGUUAGGCUGGCCGGGCACAAAAGGACGAGACUUCAAUUCCCGGAGGGAAGACCAACCGGGUGGACCCCUAACCUCCCGGAAGUGACGAUCCAGGGGUGAGCGGCGCCGCAGCCAGGCCUUCCCGAGCUGGGCCUGUCCGAGAGGGCCGCGCGCAGCAUGGCGGAAGCGGAAGGGAGUUCUCCGCUCCUGUCGCCGCCGCCGCCGCCCCCUCCUCGGAUGGCGGAAGUAGAAGCGCCGACGGCGGCCGAGACGGACAUGAAGCCGUACCACGGGUCCGGUGGCGUCGCCAUGGACGUGGAGCGGAGCCGCUUCCCCUACUGCGUGGUAUGGACUCCCAUCCCGGUGCUCACUUCACUCAUUGAGCAAAUGAAUGCUUCCUGGUCAUCUGCUAUAUGCAAGACGUUUUGCCUUUGGAAGCAAAAGUGGUUUUUCCCCAUCAUCGGCCACAUGGGCAUCUGCACAUCCACGGGGGUCAUUCGGGACUUCGCCGGCCCCUAUUUUGUUUCGGAAGACAACAUGGCCUUUGGAAAGCCUGCCAAGUUCUGGAAAUUGGACCCCGCCCAGGUAUACGCCAGUGGCCCCAACGCGUGGGACGCGGCUGUGCACGAUGCCUCUGAGGAGUACAAGCACCGGAUGCACAAUCUCUGCUGUGACAACUGCCACUCACACGUGGCCUUGGCCCUGAACCUGAUGCGUUACAACAACAGUACCAACUGGAACAUGGUGACGCUCUGCUUCUUCUGCCUCAUCUAUGGGAAGUACGUCAGUGUUGGCGCCUUCGUGAAGACCUGGCUGCCCUUUGUCCUUCUCCUGGGCAUCAUCCUGACCGUCAGCCUCAUCUUCAACCUGCGGUGAUGGCCCCGGGAGGCCCCGCCACCACCACCCCGGUCCCAGUUCUGCGGUGAUGGCCCCGGGAGGCCCCGUCACCACCCCGGUCCCAUUUCUCUUAUUGCCACCCUCAGACAGUUAGCUUCCUGGGUUGAAGUAGGGUCAGGGCUUGGGAUGGAAGUGCUGAGGUAGAGUGUGAGAUGAGGCCACUUAGAGCCUCCUUGUCCUCUCUCCCUGGGCUUGUGACCUCACCCUUGUGGUAUCCCCAUUGCUGUCCUGGGAAGGCCUUCCCUUAGAGCGCCUCCCGCCACAGUCACUGGGCUGUUUCUGCCAUGCCCAGGACACGGCGAGGACACGGUGGGCAGAGCUGGAUUUGAAGCUGCUUCUGGCCGGUUGUCAGGUCCAGAAGUGGGGUGUGGUGUUCUGAGAAGCGCUAUGAGCCAAGAGACUUGGAACCUUCUUCCUUCUCUGCUGGCCUAGAACGGACUCGAAGGGCUGGCUAGGCUCUUCCCAUGUCUCUAGAGCUGUGCCAUAGUGUGCACCCCAUCGCCCUAAUCUGGGCCCUGGCUAGCAAGGUGGACGGUCUUACGUGCAGAGUGGGUCCCCUGUAAAUCAGGUAAGGUGAAUCCCACUUGUUUCCAGCCCAGGGAUAGAACCCCUUAUGUCCAAAGUGUGAGUAACUCCAGAGCAGCUGGAGCGCCGUGGAUCGGCUGGCCCUACUUCCGGUUCCUGGCUCUACUUCCGGUUGCUGCUGUGGGCCCUGUGCACCUGCCUCACCCCGCUCCUUUAUAAGGGGCUCCCUGGCAGGAAAUAAAGUUUCAAGUCCA
Peromyscus leucopus (white-footed mouse) is the source of this 1722-nucleotide messenger RNA. It is a transcript of the gene Tmem222, whose product is annotated as transmembrane protein 222. Bases 224 to 922 code for a protein of 232 amino acids. The transcript has 7 exons. The record is from RefSeq and is a predicted model, not a curated record. NCBI's taxonomy places the organism in Eukaryota, Metazoa, Chordata, Mammalia, Rodentia, Cricetidae.